AACGCAGUGGCAGAAAGCUGCUCCACCUGCCCUUCCUCUCUACCAUCUGUCUCUUUUCUCCUCUUCCCCUGCAUAGAGCCCCACCUCCCGUUCUCUCCACUAGUAUCAGCACCUCUUUUCAGGCAAAUGUCCUUUGUCAAACUGAGCAUCUUUGGGACCUCCUUUGAGGUCACCACGAGAUAUGUUGACCUCCAACCUGUCGGAAUGGGUGCUUUCGGCCUCGUUUGUUCGGCGAAAGACCAGCUUACAGGCUCGUCCGUCGCGAUCAAGAAGAUCAUGAAACCCUUCAGUACACCCGUCCUCUCAAAGCGCACCUACAGGGAGUUGAAGCUGCUAAAGCACAUCCAGCAUGAAAAUAUCAUUAGCCUGAGCGACGUAUUCAUUUCACCGCUAGAGGACAUCUAUUUCGUCACAGAGCUUUUAGGUACCGAUCUUCACCGUUUAUUGACUUCACGGCCACUCGAGAAGCAAUUCAUCCAGUAUUUCCUGUAUCAGAUACUCCGGGGGCUAAAGUACGUUCACUCGGCGGGCGUCGUGCAUCGUGACCUUAAACCAAGCAACAUCCUUAUCAAUGAAAAUUGCGAUCUCAAGAUCUGCGAUUUUGGCCUCGCGCGAAUUCAAGACCCACAAAUGACAGGCUAUGUUUCAACACGGUACUACCGUGCACCCGAGAUCAUGCUCACAUGGCAGAAAUACGAUGUCGCGGUUGACAUCUGGAGUGCGGGAUGUAUCUUUGCGGAGAUGCUAGAGGGGAAGCCAUUGUUCCCCGGAAAGGACCAUGUGCAUCAAUUCUCGAUUAUCACCGAGCUUCUGGGCACCCCGCCGGAAGACGUCAUUCAGACAAUUGCUAGUGAAAACACGCUCCGAUUCGUGCAGAGUCUGCCAAAGCGGGAACGCGUGCCGUUCAACGAGAAGUUGACUUGUGGGGAUCCAGUGGCUAUCGAUCUAUUGGAGAAGAUGCUCGUGUUCGAUCCGCGCAAACGGAUAAACGCGACCGAGUCCCUUGCACACGAAUACGUCGCGCCCUAUCACGACCCAACAGACGAACCUGAAGCUGCAGAGAAAUUCGAUUGGAGUUUCAACGAUGCGGACCUGCCAGUGGAUACAUGGAAAGUGAUGAUGUACAGCGAGAUCCUCGACUUCCAUCAAGUUGGCGACGCGCGGUUGAACUCAGGUGCAAUCCCUGAAGGCGCGCUAGCCGGACCGGACGAUACCUCCAACUUCAGCACCGGCGGUGUUGUACCUUCCGUUGCGGCAUCUACUGCCAUUCCAGCGACAGAAUGAAGGUCCCCGGUACAGUCAAUGCUAUCGUGGUCAUCGUCGCCCCCAUUCCCGGUUCGGGCUUUACCUGACCCACCCUUUCGUCGUCGAUUUUCUCGUGUCUCAGUAUCGUCCCUGGUCAUUUGUGGAUACCGGUCCCCGUUAGACGAUUAUCUGUGACUUAGGUGUUGCAUCGCCAUAUCCUAAUCUUAUCCCCAUUGACGACUUCCUGCUUCAUUCCCGUCCAAUGACCCGUUCUUGAAUUUCAACGUUCCCAUCGUGUUAGUCUGCGCCAGGUUAUAUCGAUAUCGGACGAUCUCUCUCUAUCCCUUUCCGCCACCAUUGUGACAAAUACCAUAUUCAACCACCCUUCCGCUAAUACCAUUUCAGACAAGACCAGUUCGCGCUUGGGUAGAAUGCUUAAAAACCUUUGAUACACGCACGCACACACAAUGCGUUCUCAUUUUCAUGCUCUUACGAGACUCGUCGUCGCUGUAUCCUUUCUUCCUUUUCCUUCCCUUCUGGAUCUCUUCUCCUGUUCAUUUUGCGAAACAAAAGAAACAAAGAAUGUGUAUUUCUAUUUGAUUAGCAUCUCCAAGACUUCCCGUCGACGUGUGUAGUUACCUAGCUAUG
This is a messenger RNA of Somion occarium, 1893 nucleotides long. The record is from the annotation of a GenBank genome assembly. NCBI's taxonomy places the organism in Eukaryota, Fungi, Basidiomycota, Agaricomycetes, Polyporales, Cerrenaceae.